AGCGGCGGCAGCGGGGUCCAGUACUCUCGUUGUGGCUGGGCGGCUAGUUCAAGUUGCCAUAGCUGCCAGUCUGGGGAGAGCAGAGUCGGUUGAGUCGCAGCGUUUGGUCAGUUGCACCUUCUGGGUCGCUGGUAGCCGCGGGAGCCGGGUGGGGCCUAGGCGAUGAUCCGGCAUUAACGAGCUGGGGUCAUCCUCCGUGUCAGGUGGCUUGGGGAAAGUGUAGUAGCAACCAAAGAUCAUCUGCUUGACGAGGCCCUUUGCCCUGAACCUCAUGAAGAAAUGAUAAGAGACAGACAUAUGUGCCUAAGAAGAGCGUUGAGCUCAGAGAAGAGCAACUUGGAGUUUUGGGGGUGUGCUUUAACUGACGGGUGGACUGGACAGUUGAUUUUGAUCUUUUAUAAAUUUACCAAAAGACUUUGAGGCGAUGAAGUUACAGAAGAGUACUGAUGUAAAGAAGACAGGAUUUGUGUACAUCAAUGGCAGAAUCAUCGAGCGAAUCCGAUCACUUCCGCUAUCGUGACCGAUUGAGUGCAUGGGCUGCCAGAUCAACUCACAGGGGAACACGAAGUCUUCCUACAGUAGAAGUUACCGAGAAGGUCAACACUAUAACAAGUACUUUACAGGAUACCAGUCGGAACCUGCGACAAGUGGACCAGAUGCUUGGCCGAUACCGAGAAUACAGUAAUGGACAGGCGGGCGCUAUAGAACAUUUAAAAGAAAGCUUGGAACAAUCAAUCGACCAACUGCGGAGUCAACGUUUAUUGAGAAACUCAGGAGGGGGAAGUAUUUCUGUUACAAGUUUGAGUGCAAGUGACCUUGAUGGUGGCACUGGGCCAGAGAGCCAUCGUUUUCCACCUACCUCAACGCUCAAGGACUAUGGAGAUCCACAGGGUAUCAAACGAAUGAGAGCCAGGGCUGGUGUCCGGUUUGUUCAAGAGACUGAUGAAAUGGCUCAGCUUCAUGCUUUUCAUCAGUCUCUUCGAGACCUCAGCAGUGAACAAAUUCGCCUUGGAGAUGAUUUCAACAGGGAGCUUUCCAGAAGGAGCCGGCUGAGGUCGGAUGCUGAAACAAAAAGGGCUUUGGAAGAAUUGACUGAAAAACUUAAUGAAGCCCAGAAACAAGAAGUGGUUUCAGAUCGGGUAGAGCGGCGGCUUCAGGAACUAGAGAGAGAGAUGCGUACAGAAAGGGAGUUGGUGGAAAGACGCCAGGAUCAACUGGGACUCAUGUCCCUGCAGCUACAGGAGGCAUUGAAGAAACAAGAAGCUAAAGCAGAUGAGAAUGAAGGAGCAAUAAAAAAUAAGCUAAGACAAACUGAAACUGAGAAGAAUCAACUUGAACAGGAAUUGGAGCUAUCUCGAAGGUUAUUGAAUCAAUCAGAAGGCAGCAGAGAAACACUUUUGCAUCAGGUAGAAGAACUGCGUACACAACUUACGAAAGCAGAGGGUGAUCGAAAAGGUUUACAGCAUCAAGUGUCACAGAUUUCCAAGCAACCGUCAAACUAUCAGGAUGAACAAGGGGAGGACUGGAGGUUUAGAAGAGGGGUCGAGCGGGAAAAACAGGAUCUGGAGAAGCAGAUGUCAGAUUUGAGAGUGCAGCUGAACUUCAAUGCAAUGGCAUCUGAGUUAGAGGAAGUGAAACGGUGCAUGGAGCGAAAAGACAAGGAGAAAGCACAUUUGGCAGCACAAGUUGAGAAUUUAACACGUGAACUGGAGAAUGGGGAAAAACAGCAACUGCAGAUGUUGGAUCGACUUAAGGAGAUCCAGAAGCACUUUGACACAUGUGAGGCUGAGCGCAAGCAUGCUGACCUUCAGAUCUCAGAGCUGACUCGCCAUGCAGAGGAUGCAACCAAACAGGCUGAGCAGUACCUCAGUGAGCUCCAGCAGUCAGAGGCCCUGAGAGAGGAGGCGGAGAAGAGGAGGGAAGACCUGAAACUGAAAGCUCAAGAAUCCAUUAGGCAGUGGAAGCUUAAACACAAGAAGUUAGAGCGAGCAUUGGAGAAACAAUCUGAAACUGCUGAUGAACUGACAGACAAGAAUAACCAGAUUUUGAAAGAAAAGGAUGAAUUGAAAAGCCAACUCUACGCAGCAUUACAACAAAUAGAGAAUCUUCGAAAGGAAUUGAAUGAUGUCCUAACAAAGCGUGCCCUUCAGGAGGAGGAGCUUCACUCUAAGGAGGAGAAACUAAGUGAUAUUAAGGCUCAUCAAGCUGACCUUGAAUUGGAAGUCAAGAAUUCCCUGGAUACCAUUCAUAGACUGGAAAGUGAAUUGAAAAAGCAGAGUAAGAUCCAAAGCCAGAUGAAAGUUGAGAAAGCUCAUUUGGAGGAAGAAAUCGCAGAGCUCAAGAAGAGCCAGGCCCAGGACAAAGCUAAGCUUCUUGAGAUGCAAGAGUCCAUCAAGGACCUGAGUGCCAUCCGAGCAGAUCUCGCUAAUAAAUUGGCUGAGGAAGAGAGAGCCAAGAAAGCAGUGCUUAAGAACCUUUCUGACCUCACUGCACAGGCAAAAUCCAGGGAUGAAGAAACAGAUACCAUCAUCACACAGUUAAAGCUGGAACGAGACGUGCACCAGAGGGAGCUGAAAGAUCUCACAUCAUCACUGCAGAGUGUGAAAACGAAGCAUGAACAAAAUAUCCAGGAGCUGAUGAAGCACUUUAAGAAAGAAAAGAGUGAGGCCGAGAAUCAUAUCAGGACACUGAAGGCUGAAAGCUUAGAAGAGAAGAAUAUGGCUAAAGUUCAUCGUUGUCAGCUGGAGAAGUUGAAAUCACAGUGUGACAGGCUGACAGAGGAAUUAACCCAGAAUGAAAAUGAGAACAAAAAACUGAAGCUAAAAUACCAGUGUUUGAAGGAUCAACUAGAAGAAAGGGAAAAACAUAUAAGCAUUGAAGAAGAGCACUUAAGGAGGAUCGAAGAGGCCAGAUUGCAGCUCAAGGAUCAACUUCUUUGCUUGGAGACUGAACAGGAAUCCAUCCUUGACGUGAUAGGAAAGGAAAUUGAUGCAGCUUGUAAAACAUUCUCCAAGGACUCCAUGGAAAAAUUAAAAGUUUUUUCAUCUGGUCCUGAUAUACAUUAUGACCCACAUCGCUGGUUAGCAGAAAGCAAGACUAAACUUCAGUGGCUCUGUGAGGAACUGAAAGAAAGAGAAAACAGAGAGAAAAAUCUGCGACAACAGCUGACGCUCUGCAGACAACAACUCAGGAAUUUGACUGAAAACAAGGAAUCCGAGCUGCAGUGUCUGUUUCAACAGAUAGAAAGGCAGGAGCAGCUUCUGGAUGAAAUACAUCGGGAGAAGAGAGAUCUACUAGAAGAGACCCAACGAAAAGAUGAAGAAAUGGAAUCUCUGCAGGACCGUGUAAUUGCAUUAGAAACGAGUACCCGAGUGGCCUUGGACCAUCUGGAGUCUGUGCCUGAGAAACUGAGCCUACUAGAAGAUUUCAAAGACUUCAGAGAUUCCUGCAGUUCAUCUGAGAGAACUGAUGGAAGAUAUUCUAAAUACAGGGUUCGCAGAAAUUCUCUUCAGCAUCACCAAGACGACACCAAGUACAGAACCAAAAGUUUCAAAGAUGACAGAACCUUUCCGGAAGGUUCCCACGCUCAUGGGUUAGAUCACUCAUCCUCUUGGCAGGAUCACAGUCGCUUCCUGUCUAGUCCAAGAUUUUCAUACUUGAACUCAUUUACCAAGAGAACUGUUGCUCCAGAUUCAGCUUCAAUCAAGGAAGAUGCCACAAUGAAUGAAACAAGUUCACAACCCAAAAAAGAGGAAUAUGAGAACUAAAAAAGCAAACGUAAUUUGUUAUUUUACAAGAGUGUUUUACAGAUAAUAACGUCUCUAUUCUUAUAAAUUUGGCCCAGAUUAUCUAACAGACAUACCUGCCACUUUGGCUCUCUGGUAUUGCCAAACAUUGACAAAAGUGACAAUACUGUUGGUCCUUGUGAAUAAGUUAAACCAAUCCAAAUAAUAUCAGCUCAUGAGUGAUGCACAGCUAAUUUAUUUGCAACUUAUACUAGCACAGAAAGAAUGAUAUUUUUUUCACUUUGUAUUUUCCCUUUGCAAGUGUGGUCAGUCACACUUGCCCAACCAAAAUUUGGAUUUCUAAUUGAGGCCUUUCAAAAAUCACUGGCUAAAAAGAAGGAAAAUGAAUUUCCCUUGAGGCAAAAGUUGCCAGCACUUUAUAUUCAGGGAGCAUUUAUAUGCAGUUGAUUUUUUGAAAAAAUGCUUUCUCCCUAAUAAAUUAUCAUGUGUUAUAACAUGUCAUGGAGAUGUGCGUACAUAACGUUAGACAGCCCACUUUAUAAAUGCUCAGGAUUUUUAUAUCUGUCAUCUCAGCAGUCUGCAACUACAUACAGUAACUGAAAAUUAUUUCCAAUCAUCCAUUUUUAAUAGCAAUAAAGAAUUCAUAAAUGA
This is a messenger RNA of Sapajus apella (tufted capuchin), 4397 nucleotides long. RefSeq names its product centrosomal protein 128 (gene CEP128). Bases 477 to 3767 code for a protein of 1096 amino acids. NCBI's taxonomy places the organism in Eukaryota, Metazoa, Chordata, Mammalia, Primates, Cebidae. The record is from RefSeq and is a predicted model, not a curated record. The transcript has 26 exons.